CGCUUGUGCAAACUUCAGUGAUAGUGUCUAAAGAGGUGUAUUUACACACCGUGGAUGAUUCAGGAGCCCUGUAAACACUUGACCUGACAGUAGGCAAUAUACCCGUCGCGAGCCAGCUGAACAUCUGCGCAGCCCAAGUCAAACCCAAAGCUGUUAUAGCUACUUACCGGCUAGCUUGAGUGAUGAAAUCAUGGCGUCAACUUAACUUUCACACCAACGUCUAGUCUACACCAACUGCGGCUCUUAACUUGCAACUCAGCAGGGCCGCACUGUAAGUGCGAUAGGCUAAAAGGACUUGCUUGAGGAAGAGCCCCGGGGCCAGGGGGCCCCGGCCGUUGUUGGCAGGCGGAAGCACAGCGGGGCCGUCAGCGGGACCUCAGGGCUUCACAAUGGCAUCUGAUGACAUGGAUGUUGAUGGCGAGCAUUGGGGCAGCGAUGACAUUAAGAAGGGCGCCUGGACGCCUGAGGAGGACGCCCUUCUAACCAAGCUCAUCGCAACUUAUGGCACAAAAAACUGGAGCAUUGUGGCGGCUGGAAUCAAAGGACGCUCAGGAAAAAGUUGUCGCCUGCGAUGGCACAACCAAUUGAACCCAGAUGUGAAGAAGGAGCCGUUCUCCGAAUGGGAGGACGCAGUGAUUAUCUUGGCCCACGACGUGCAUGGCAACAAAUGGGCGGCGAUCGCCAAGCUGCUAAGCGGCCGAACCGACAACAGCGUGAAAAACCACUGGAAUGCCACCCUCAAACGCAAGGUGAACACCAACACGUUGCGCAACCGCUUCCUGAAGGAGCGCGCCUCGCUGCAGUGGCUGCUGGACCACCCGGACCUGGACGCGUCACGGCAGAAGGAGACGGGAAAGAACGAAAUCUCCAUCAACGGCAACUGGGCGGGCAAGGCGACCAAGCGCGCGCAGGCCACCCUUGCAGCGGGGGGUGGCGGAGGUGGAGGCGGUUCGCGAAGCCGCCGCACGGCGGCCCGCCGCUCCCGCGCCGCCGACUACUACUCGGGCAGCGGCUCUGAUGAUGAUGAGGCGGGCGGCGGAUACGAGGAGGCGGACGGAGAGGAGGACGUGGGGGUUGAGGCAGCGGAGGCUGAGGCAGCAGAGUAUGGCGUCGGGGGUAUAGGAGGAGUGGGAGGCGGCAGCGGCCUGAUCGGGCGGGGGAGGCGCAGCCGGCGAGGAGGAAUGGCGGGAGCAGCAGGAGGGGCUAUGGAUGCAGAUGAAGGGGGGCUGCCUGGUAUCGGGUUGGGACCCAUGGGUCUGGGAGGCGGCUUUGGUGGUUUCGGCGCGGCGGCAGGAGCAGGCGGCCUGGGCGUGGCGGGGCCGGGGCCGGGCUCGCUGCACGCGGCGGCAGCGCUGCAGCGACUGUCCGGGGACUUUGGGUUGGGGGGACUGGGCGGCGGGCCACCGGGCCUCGGCGGCAUGGCGGGCGGUCUGGGUGCUGCAGGCCUGGGAGGACUAGGGUUGGGCCCUGCAGGCCUCGGACCCUUGGGCUUGGG
Astrephomene gubernaculifera is the source of this 1495-nucleotide messenger RNA. NCBI's taxonomy places the organism in Eukaryota, Viridiplantae, Chlorophyta, Chlorophyceae, Chlamydomonadales, Astrephomenaceae. The record is from the annotation of a GenBank genome assembly.